This is a messenger RNA of Saccostrea echinata, 837 nucleotides long. Its product is annotated as sentrin-specific protease 8-like. Lineage: Eukaryota; Metazoa; Mollusca; Bivalvia; Ostreida; Ostreidae. The record is from RefSeq and is a predicted model, not a curated record. Gene Ontology annotation, molecular function: cysteine-type peptidase activity; deNEDDylase activity. The transcript is spliced from 6 exons. Bases 39 to 701 code for a protein of 220 amino acids. Gene Ontology annotation, biological process: proteolysis.
UGCACCAUAAUCAGAACAUGGAGUACUGCUAGUUGAUCAUGGAAAACGAGUCAAACGAUGUUGUGUUGAAUUUUCACGAUAGUCUGCUGUAUAAAGCUGAUGUCAGCUUACUAGACGACCAAAAAUGGUUGAAUGACAAACUUUUGGGAUUUUGCUUCGAGUAUUUUGAAAGAGAGAAGUUUAACCAUUCUGCUGACAAACUUAGCUUAAUAAAUCCUGAUGUUGCACAGUGUAUCAAGCUUCUUCCUAGUGACCAGUUAGGAGAGUUCCUGGAGCCUUUGAAUCUCCCCUCAAAGCAGUAUGUCUUCCUUCCAGUCAAUGACAAUUCACAGUGUGAACAGACUGGUGGAUCUCACUGGAGUCUACUGGUGUACAUAAGAAGUCGACAGGAGUUCAGACAUUAUGAUUCCAGUAAACACACAAACCAAGAGGAAGCCAAGAGAUUGGCUUAUAAACUACAACCAUAUGUCCUAGCUCCCAUGGGUCGCAUGAAAUUCCUGGAAAUGGAUGGACCCCAGCAAAAUAACUCAUACGACUGUGGAGUGUUUGUCAUAGCUACAGCUGAACAUUUGUGUAAAGAGCUUUGUGAGGGAUAUAGUAUACCAUUGAAUGACAUAGUCACCCCAAAAACAGUCACAGAGACCCGGCGAAAGAUUAAAGACCUGAUUUAUCAAACGGCCAAGGAGUAUUCAGGGAGCUGAAUAUGAAGUAGGGUUAAAUAUAAUGAAUGUAACAAUUGAAAUGCAUUGUUUAAACUGAGGCAUUUAAUUUCCAUCUGGUCAAAAAAUUGUUAUUUUUGUAUGUUUUGUUUAAAUAUCUAAAACUUUAAUUUACCUA